Colletotrichum lupini is the source of this 723-nucleotide messenger RNA. RefSeq lists its product as uncharacterized. The record is from RefSeq and is a predicted model, not a curated record. NCBI's taxonomy places the organism in Eukaryota, Fungi, Ascomycota, Sordariomycetes, Glomerellales, Glomerellaceae. The coding region runs from base 1 to 723 and encodes 240 amino acids. The transcript has 2 exons.
AUGUCAUUAGUUUCCUUGCCGUCGUGCCAGUCGGCGUUCGUCAACAAGACCCUCACGACCCUUCUUCACCUCCGACGUCAAGUCAACGUGUCAAAGCGCAACCUGUUCGCACUCCGCAAGUCCACGGCCUGCCUGCAUGACGAACAUUCUUCGGCGGAUCGCUUAAACGUCUCCAGCUUUUGCCCCUUCGCCGCGAACCGGCAUUGCGACGGGGCGUGGGUGCCUCCAAGGCCCCUUUCUUGGCGUGUCAACCCUUCGCGUCAAGGAACGAAGAUUUCGGUCAAUCAGCCAAUCUUUUCAAGCCAAUUGGGGUUACACGAUGGCCACAGGCCGAGAAUACCUAGCGCGUGGUUUCUCGUUCCCAUCUUACAGCUCCGGGAUCAGGAUCCUCUUGAAGAUGAGCCGGCUCCGUCGAUCAGUAGAUCACCAAUCCCUCUCCAUAAUCGGCCGAUAAUGUCAAAUCUUGCAUUGCGUUUGAAGCGAGCUGCAAUUCUCCAGAUCAUCUCGGCGAGCCACCUCUCCGUGUCCCUCGAAACAACGUCGCCUGCUGUCAGCGCCGUGUAUUCGGUCCUCGCACGUCCGCGGCGGCCCCCCACUGCAAGGACCAUCCCAAGUUCGGUCCCAAGUCGGCGACAGGACUUACUCUCCUUCAAUCUUUGCCCAUUGCGUAGGUUGGAUUUACCCGCCGUUGCAUUGUCGGUCCCCAAAUCCGCAGGUGGGUAA